Molecule: messenger RNA, 785 nt
Organism: Papaver somniferum (opium poppy)
Lineage: Eukaryota; Viridiplantae; Streptophyta; Magnoliopsida; Ranunculales; Papaveraceae
Product: probable E3 ubiquitin-protein ligase XERICO
Exons: 1
Coding region: 99-755 (218 amino acids)
Biological process (GO): protein ubiquitination
Molecular function (GO): ubiquitin protein ligase activity
Source: RefSeq, a predicted model, not a curated record
UUCACUUGUGAAAUUUUGCUUACAGUGAGCAACACAGGCGACUUCCUGAUUCUUAUUCUUUUUCCUCUUCCUCUACAGGAAACCAACAGUUUCACCUAAUGGGUUUCCUUUGUGUUGGUGAUAUUCAACUGCCGUUAGUAAAGGUCUUGGCAGGUCUACUGAAGCUAAUAGCAGUGGAAGUGAAAUUCAUAGUCAUGGUGGUACUGUUUCAUAUGGGUUUACCUCUAUUCGUCGUUGAUAACAGUAUUAGUCAUCAACUCGGUACAGAUGAAGAUUUUAUCAUCUCAGGCGAGAAUACUAUUCUGCCUUUCCCAGUCACAGUGGAACCUAGUAUCCUAGAUGAAAUCAAGAAAAGGCUUCCAAUACUAGAAUUCGGUGAUUUUCUUGAUGCCUCAUUAGCAUCAGGCAAGUGUGUAGGUGAAGAUCAAGGCGAUUACUACUACUCGGACUCGUUAGAGUCAUCAUCAGAAUCAGAGACGAUUUGUGCAGUGUGCAUGAACUGUAUGGACAGAAGUCAUGAGAUGCGAAAAUUAUCAAAUUGCUGUCAUGUGUUUCACAGAGAGUGCCUUGAUAAGUGGGUUGACCAAAACCAGGUCACCUGUCCACUAUGUAGAUCUAACCUACUCCCCCACUCUCACCAUCAUGAGCAAAUUACUAGUAGUGCAGAGGAAACAAGCAGUAUUAAUGAGGAACAUAGUCGAGAUGCAUGGCUGGUGGAGAGGAUUUGUUACCUAUUUGGCGAGGAUCUUUUCUGACAAUAUUCCAUUCAUCACAAGUUUGUAACU